Molecule: messenger RNA, 16203 nt
Organism: Brenthis ino (lesser marbled fritillary)
Lineage: Eukaryota; Metazoa; Arthropoda; Insecta; Lepidoptera; Nymphalidae
Source: the annotation of a GenBank genome assembly
AUGUGUGAUAAAAUUAAAGCAGCUUUAAAAAAUAUAGAAUUGGAAACGGCAAAUUGUCAUUUAAUCAAAGCAUGUCAAGAUGCUGUGGGAUCAUUGAAAAAUAAUACAAUAGAAAUUGCAGAUGUAAUAGGAAAAUUAUCUGACUUCAUUUUAAAUUUUGAAGAUGUAGUAUUAUUCAAGAAAUAUUUAUCAAAUAUUCUCUUGGGCUUAGUAUCAUCGAAAAUCCCUUUAAAACCUGUAUUUUCGAGUAUUAACUAUGACCAAUGCACUGACUUGGAAAAAACACAUCAUUUAGAGUACUCAAUAGUUUUAUCAUUGCUGAGUGAUCAUCCAGAUGUUUUACAGUAUGCUCUCAAGUACUUUCAAAUAAAUGCCGUACCCCCCUAUGAAGUAUUCAUUCACCAUGAGGAUUCAUAUAAUGUUGCACCAAAAAAAAGGAGACUGUUAGAUUGUCGACAAAAAAUUACUGAUAACCAUAUAGUAUCUUGUUGCUAUUCCUUAUUAACCAGAUUGCCUAAUGAGCUAUCUGUGAAGUGGGAUUGGAGUAACUUUAUUAUAAAUUUUAGUAAUCAUCAAGAUCCUGAUAUUAGAUGGAUGGUAAAAGAAUGUAUGGCCAUAAUAACAAAUAUGACAGAAGCCCAGGCUAAAAUAUUAUCAAGCAAUAUGAGCCUGACAAAGCAAGAUGAAAUCAAACACAUUGCUUCAAUAAAAGAAAUGCACUUAAUUGAUGGGAAUAUUGAAGAGUUGAAUUUAAAUUCUAGUAAUGUUGUGAAUAUUGAUGGAAUACUAUUACCAAUAUUUGACAGAGACAAUAUCCAACCAGGACAGUUGGUCCCUGUAAAGUCUACUACAAAUAAUUUAAGAAGCCUAGCUCUUGCUGUUGCAUCAGGUCAAGCACUUUCAUUAAUGGGCCCAGUCGGUUCUGGCAAGACUUCUUUAGUAGAACAUUUAGCAGCUAUCACUGGACGCAAAGGAAUUGCGUUUAAAAAGAUCCAACUUGGUGAUCAGACAGAUUCUCGGAUGUUACUAGGCUCUCAUCAGUGUACAGAUGUGCCUGGUGAAUUUGUUUGGACACCUGGUGUUCUUACUGAGGCAGUUCAAAAUGGUCAUUGGCUUUUAUUAGAAGAUAUAGACUGUGCAGCGUUAGAUGUAGCAUCUACUUUAAGCUCAUUGCUUGAAAGGAACACACUAUGUGUACCAGGGUAUAGAGAUGCAUUACCAGUCACUCCUGGUUUCCAGUUAUUUGUUACUCAAAGGACCAUUGUAACAAAUUAUGGAUUUCAAAAGAAGAUGUCUAAUUCAAGUACAUUACUACAAAAACAUUUAACUCAAAUAAAUGUUGAACCACUUUCACGCUCAGAAUUAGCAGAAAUUAUACAAAAUAAAUAUCCGAGUCUCACAACUAUCUGCCCUAAAAUGAUUGAAGUAUUCAUGAUGUUCUCUGUAGGCAGCCAUGAUGAUUCUUUACAAGCAACAGAUAUAACUGAAAAAGAAUCUAGUGUAUCUUUAAUGAGAGGCUCAAGACUUAUUUCAACGAGAGAUCUUAUUAAGUGGUGUGCAAGAUCUGUAGUGGGAUUCAAUGUGUCAAGCCCAGAUUCUGCGUUAAAAGUACUCCAAGAUGCCUUAGAUAUUUUCACUUCUUCUAUAUCCUCGCCUGAACAUAGAUUGGCAUUGGCAAAAAGAGUUGGCACCUGUUUGGGCAUUGUGGAAACAAAAUCUGAAUUUUACUGUAAACACUACAAACCAAAUGUGUCAUUACACCCAAAUUCGUUAGAAGUGGGACGAGCUAAGGUGUCAAGAGUUCAGAAGAGUUUAAAUAUGAUAGACUUUGAUAAUAAAGAUUCCGUAUUUUCCUUUACUCGUCAAUCCGCUUGUUUACUUGAAAAGAUCGCGUGUUGUGUGACUUUAAAUGAACCAGUCCUUCUUGUAGGGGAAACCGGAACAGGUAAAACUUCAUCCGUUCAGUACCUGGCCAAGCAAACUGGCCACAAACUAGUUGUUAUAAACAUGAAUCAACAAUCAGAUUCAGCGGAUCUCCUUGGAGGCUAUAAACCAGUAGAUAUGAAAUAUGUCAUACAGCCAAUAAAAAAUGAAUAUAUUGAAAUGUUCAAAGGUUACUACAAUGUUGAAAAGAAUAAGAAAUUUAUAAAUCAUAUAGAAACCUGUUACGAUACUGAAAACUGGACGGCUUUGUUAGCAUUGAUGAAACAAAGUCAUAGGGCAGCAAUAACGCGAUUGACAAGUGAGAAAAAGGAUGACAAGUUAAAAAUAUGGCUUGCUUUUGGUCAUAAGCUCUUGAAACUUGAUCAACAAGUGAAAGCAGCUUCUAAAUUAACUUUUGCAUUCAUUGAGGGCUCUCUAGUUAAAGCAAUGCAGCAAGGUUACUGGGUGCUGUUAGACGAAAUUAAUCUGGCAUCAGCAGAAAUAUUAGAAUGUCUUGCUGGAUUGUUGGAAGAUAAGAGUGAGAGUAUUGAUUUACUUGAAAAAGGAGACAAAGUCCCUAUAAAAAGGCACCCAGAUUUCACACUAUUUGCAUGUAUGAAUCCAGCUACAGAUGUUGGAAAAAAGGAUCUGCCUGUAGGCCUUAGGAACAGAUUUACGGAGUUUUUCAUUGACGAAUUAACAGAAAGAAAUGAUUUAAUGCUACUGAUUGGCGAUUAUUUGUAUCACAUGAAUUUGAGUGGUGCAAUUUUGGAAUCGAUUUAUAGUUUCUAUGCGACAAUCAAGAAAGAAGCCAAAUUGAACUUAGUGGAUGGCUCAGGUAAUGCUCCACACUACUCCCUAAGGACUCUAUGUAGAGCUCUAACGGCAGCAGCUAGAGCCAAAUGUGGAACUGUGGCCAGAUCUUUGUAUGAAGCAUUUUGCCUUUCAUUUUUAACUCAACUCGAUAGGUCAUCUCAUCCUAAAGUUGAAGCUAUGAUUGCAAAAGCGGUUAUUGGCAAAAAGAGUAUAAACUCAGUUUUAAAGCAAUUAAUCCCCGAACCAAAAGCUGAAGGACAAAACUUUUUGCUUUUCGAAGGACAUUGGAUUCCUCAAGGAAAAUUGGAAAUUGAUAUUCCCGAGGGAUAUAUACUAACCCCAACUGUGAGAAAAAAUCUUAGAGAUAUAGCACGUAUUAUUUCUUUAGGCAGAUUGCCUGUUUUGCUCCAAGGAGACACAUCUGUCGGCAAAACAUCGCUUAUAACUUAUAUUGCGAAAGCUUCCGGGAACUACUGCGUCAGAAUAAACAACCACGAACACACAGACUUACAAGAGUAUAUAGGUUCAUAUGCAACUGACUCUAGUGGUAAUUUGGUAUUUAAAGAAGGCGUUCUUGUUGAAGCAAUGAGAAAAGGUUAUUGGAUCAUUCUGGAUGAACUGAAUUUAGCACCUAGUGAUGUAUUAGAAGCAUUGAAUCGUGUUUUAGAUGACAAUCGUGAAUUAUUUAUUCCCGAAACGCAACAAGUAGUUAAAGCUGAUCCCAACUUUAUGUUAUUUGCCACCCAAAAUCCACCCGGUUUGUACGGCGGUAGGAAAAUGCUCUCUAGAGCCUUCAGGAAUCGUUUUGUAGAGUUACAUUUUGAUGAAAUACCUAGAAAAGAACUGGAAACUAUACUACAUCAAAGAUGUCAUAUACCGCCCACUUAUAGCAAAAAAAUGAUCGAAGUCAUGGCGGAACUACAAGUGAGGAGACGUGGUUCAGCAGCUGUUCAAGGAAAAGACGGUUUUAUUACAUUGAGAGAUUUGUUUAGAUGGGGCCAAAGAUACAAACACGCUUCCAAAGAAAAGCUGACUUCUGAAAAGUUUUACGAUUGGGACCAACAUAUUGCUGAUGAGGGCUACCUCAUAUUAGCUGGUAAAGUCCGUCAAAUGGAUGAAAGAAAUAUUAUAGAAGACGUCAUAGAAAAACAUAUAAAACGAAAAGUUAAUCCUGAAAAUAUUUUCAGUUUACAUCAGAACACGUCUUCCGUAACUAAACAUAUUCUGGAAAUGCUUCUGAAUAAUCAACUUGUUGAGUUUUCACACGUCGUUUGGACUUUUAAUAUGAGAAGACUUGCAGUUUUAAUAGCUAAAGCGUUUACUUUCAAUGAACCUGUGUUAUUGGUGGGUGAAACAGGUUGCGGUAAAACAACUAUAUGCCAGGUUUUAGCAGCAUUGAGUAAUAGACAACUACUUUCUGUUAAUUGCCACAUGCAUACAGAAAGCUCUGAUUUCUUAGGUGGGCUUCGUCCUGUAAGACAAUACAAAAACGACGGCAGAUUGUUUGAAUGGGUAGAUGGUCCUUUAAUACAAUCCAUGGAAAAGGGUCACUUGUUUUUGGCUGAUGAAAUUUCUUUAGCAGAUGAUAGUGUCUUAGAAAGAUUGAAUUCACUUCUUGAACCUGAAAGACAACUUGUUCUAUCGGAACGUGGAAUGGAAGAUGGUUCAGAUAUUGUUGUUAUAACGGCUGUUUCAAACUUUCAUUUUAUCGGAACGAUGAAUCCUGGUGGAGACUUUGGCAAAAAAGAACUUUCUCCUGCACUACGCAAUCGGUUUACAGAAAUAUGGUGCGACCAUAUCAGCUCUAGGGACGAUUUAUUGAAAGUAUUAGAAAAAAGUGUAAGCAAAGGAAUUGCUUUAGGAAACCAAGAAGAUGGUAACUCUGGCAUUGGCAAUUGUAUUUUAGAUUUCACAAAUUGGCUUAAAAAUUCAGAAGUGACAAAUAAAUUUCCAUUCAGUAUACGUGAUUUAUUGUCGUGGGUUCACUUCAUCAACAUAACUGUGACAAAGUCUUUGUUGGAUGUUCCGGAGGCAUACGUUCAUGGAGCUUGCAUGACAUUCUUGGAUUGCUUUGGCACUGCUCUUACGGGUCAUGUAGACUCAGAAACAUUGAUCUCAUUGCGUAAAGAUGCUAUAGACUUCCUGUUAAAUCAAAUUAAGACCUUUAGCAGUGAACACAAUGAAAGCUUAAGAAAUAUGCUAUGUAAUAAAAAAGUCCUGCUAGAAGCGGAGGCCGAUGACACUAAAUUUGGAAUAAAACCGUUUUUCAUAGAAUGUGGGCCUCAUAAGAAGGUGGACGAAAAACAAUCGUUUACGUUUACCGCGCCAACAACUUGCUCCAAUUCUUUGAGGUUGUUACGUGGCUUACAAUUAAAUAAAGCUAUCCUUUUGGAAGGAAAUCCAGGAGUAGGAAAAACUAGCUUGGUGACGGCUUUGGCAAAAUCAUCUGGACAUAAAGUUGUGCGGAUUAAUUUAAGCGACCAAACGGAUAUUACAGAUCUUUUUGGUACUGAUCUACCAUCUGAAGAUGGAUCUUUUACAUUUAAAGAAGGUGCUUUUUUGAGCGCUUUACAAAAUGGUGACUGGAUUCUUCUAGAUGAGCUAAAUUUAGCUCCCCAACCAGUACUUGAAGGUCUAAACGCCUGUUUAGAUCAUAGAGGCGAAAUAUUUAUACCAGAAUUGGGAAAGACAUUUAAAGUAAAACAAGAAACAAAACUGUUCGCGUGCCAAAAUCCUUUAAAGCAGGGUGGAGCAAGAAGAGGACUGCCUGUUUCCUUCUUAAAUAGAUUCACACAAGUGUAUAUUGAUACCCUAACCAAAGAGGAUCUCUUAUUCAUCGUAGAAGCACAAUUCUCUCAACUACCAAAAGAUAUUUUACACAGAAUUGUUGAAUUUAAUUGCAAAGUUGCACACGAGAUCACUGAAAUACAAUCGUGGGGUCAUAAGGGUGGACCAUGGGAAAUGAAUUUGCGAGACAUACAAAGAUGGUGUGAGGCGCUCAUUAAUGACGAUAACAAUAAUCACAAAGUAGCACCGGGAAAAUAUAUUGAUAUGUUAUACGUGAAUCGUAUGAGAUCUGAAGAAGAUAAACAGAAAAUGAUUCAGUCUUAUAAUGAAAUAUUCUGCCCAGAAUACCCUAGAAGUGAUAGUAAUCCUCAAUUUGAUGUUAAAGACGAGGAAGUAAUUAUAGGAGAUGUUUCCUUGAUACGAAAUAAAGAAAAAACAUUUAAAAAUAGACGUUCAAUGGAAACAAAUUUACUUAUACUAAGAAAUCAAAUACCAAUUGUGAAAGCUUUAGCUCAAAAUAUUAAGAUGAAUUGGCUUUCAAUACUUGUCGGCCCGACAGCAACUGGCAAAAGUAGUGUUAUCCAAGUUUUAGCAGAUUUAACAGGAAAUGAGUUACAUGUAGUGCCAGUGACAUCCGCAAUGGACGUUUCCGACUUGUUAGGUGGCUUCGAACAAGUUGACUAUAAUCGAAAUCUUGAAAAUUUUUACGAUGAAAUUGAAACGCUAACAAUUCAAGCCGUACGAACUGUUUGGAUCAAACACAAACUCACGGAAUGGAAAUCGAACAAAUUGCUAACUAACCUUCAUCAGUAUAAAUCUUACCAAUCUAAUUUCCUUGAUAAAAAUUAUUCCGAUGAAGAACUUAAAAAGUUUAAAGAUAAAAUAAAGUUCCUUACAGAGCACUGUCAGAAACUAUUCGAUUGCGCUAAUUCAUGCAAUUUACAAACAAACCGUGUGGAACAAAUAAUAAAUAAUCUAGAAAAAUUAAGAUGUAAAGUGUCUAAAUUAUCUACAGUGAAUAUUGGUGGCAAAUUUGAGUGGGUAGAUUCGUUACUUGUAAAAACAAUGGUUGAAGGAUCAUGGCUUUUGUUGGACAAUGUCAAUUUAACAUCUGCAGCCGUCUUGGAUCGAUUAAAUGGUUUGUUAGAAUCAAAUGGAGUUCUUAGUAUUCCUGAAAGAGGUGAAAUCAGUGAAAUCAAACCGCACCCUAACUUUAGAGUUUUCUUUACUAUGGAUCCUAAAUAUGGUGAGAUUUCUCGAGCUAUGAGAAAUAGAGGCGUCGAAAUUUUCUUCUUGCGAUCGGACGACUGGGAUCUAGGUCUAUCAGAAACAAUGGAUUAUAUGGAUUUAGUCGCUCUUCUGUCUUCGUGUGGACUUCCGAAUCAGUAUCACGAUAUUUGUAUACGAUGUCAUGAAUCUCUGACUGCAUUUGUUCAAGGCUUGGAACGACCAACUGUGUCACAUUUACUUCAAGCCGCCUAUUUGACUUACCAACAAAUAGUCCGAGGAAUUUCCAGUCAUACAGCACUUUUAAAUAGUUUCUCAGAUGUAUAUAUAAAACCAAGAGGUGGUAGCGACUUUGCUUCCGCAGUAAAUAUGUCUCUAGCUGAAAUGAAAAAUACAAUGUUAAAGGCAUUAGAAUCAGAACUUGGUACAGAAGAAUACGAGCCAAUUGUAUCUAACGAUAUUAGUCACACGCUCACAGUUAAAGGAUUGUGUAACAACUCGGCAGUUGAAAUUGCUGAGCAAAUCGCAUAUUCGGUAGUCAAACAGGCGGACGACAAAGAAGUUUCUGCAGAUACUGCUUUACUUUCUCUAUUUUCUGUUCUGACCUCCUACCAAAAAAGUCCGCGAGAAUUUUUGGAAAUAUUAAACUCAAUAAUAAAGAAAGGAGUUAACUCAAAUAAUAAUGAAAAGUUAAAGCGCUUUACAUAUCAGAUGAAUGAAGCAGCCUUCGAUAAUUUGAAACGCUCCCAAACACAUGCAUCUUAUAAGAGGUUUUUCCCAGAAACAUAUAAAAUGAGUGAUGAAAUGAUUUUUGAAGUGAACACUAACUUUGCACUGCUCUAUGUGGAAUUGAAAAAUAUUGUAAUAAGAUUAUUCUUAUUAGACAACGGUGUCUCUGCAUUCCAUUAUUCCAGUGCAGUGUCUGAGGGAAAAAUAACUGACGAUUUUGUAGAGUAUCCUAUACUGAAAAAUUGUUACCUUUAUUUACAAAUGGUUGAUAAUUAUAUUGGAAAUGCAAUAAAAUCUGGAGAAACUUGUUUCAAUGACAAUAUUGUAUGUAUUUUAUUACAAAUUCUUAAUUGGCGUGAUAGAUUUAUAAAAAUCUGCUCAUUGCCAAUAUUCGAUAAGACAAAAAAUAAACGGACUCCGAUCUUAAAAGAAGAAAUAAUUCCAUUGCUAAAUGUUCACAGUAAAUGGAUUCAAAAAUACCUGCUUGGGGAACUGUUCAAAAUGCCGCCGAAUCAUAAAUUCUUAGAAACAUUUAUUUCUGAUUUAGAAAAACUGAACUUAAAUGUUGAUCAAAAUCAUUCGAAACUUGCGAAGUUGAGUAAAAAAUUACGCAAAUAUUACGGUCAACCAAAACUAUAUCAGACUCAAAAUGAAUAUGAUUUAUGUACUUCGAGAUUAGAACUAUAUAGUAAAAUACAAUUUGAUAUGACUGAACCUCUUGAUAGACAAUUACACAAAGCUUCAGUGGAUCCCAAUAAUAUGUCAGAUUUGACUUUAGCAUUUGAUGUUCCAGAAGAUAAAAUUAUUAAAGAUAUAGAGGAAUAUAUCAUUAAAAUAAAUCAAAAUAUCACAAUUACGGACAAACUAAGAUCAGAACUAAAAGUUUUCCCGGUAAACUUGUAUGUUAUACAAAGAAUAAUCAAUAUAUUGCAACCGCAAUUGUUCUCUAAUUUAAUUAAAUUCUCUGUUGAAAAUAAAUUUAAAAAAGAAUUAUUUACGGCCGAUAUAAUAGAGAUUUUGGCAAACUUGACUUGCUUAGGAAGCGGUAUGAAAGGAUUUCCACCAGCUUUGUUGAAUCAGUUUCAAGUCAUCCAUAAAAUUCUUGAAGACAACAGCGACUAUGUUAUUAAAAGAAUAUCGUCCCUGCCAAUAACUUUUUGGACAGAAUUAUAUAAAUUACUUACCAAUUCCCCUGUAAACUAUCCAUUGCCUUUCUUAAAUUUAAAUGAUUUGGUCAACUCUGACGAAAUUGUCGAGACAAUUCCAGCAAACACCAAGAGAGUCUCAAUGAACAUGCCUCUAAUGCCAUUUUAUCUUCAAAAUUUAACAACAUUUGUUGAUAAAUCAACAUCCCAUCCAGUAUUGGCGUAUGAUAAAGUAGCACUUAGAGAUGGUGUAGAAUAUUCUAUGCAAAUGGGAACAAUAUUAAAUAUAUUAUGGAAGAACAUUGGCACGUUGGAUUGUGCGGCAGCUUUAAAAUUGAAAUCGGAUGCCGAUUUCGAACUACAGAGGUAUAAACACUUAAUAAAUUGUCUCCAGAGUAUACUAUCAGAACAAUAUAAUAUGAUUAAAUAUUCAAUAGAUCCCACUGAAGAUAAUAAUCAAAGCAUAUACACAUAUUUUCAAGAUGAUAAGCAGUUCUUAGACAUAUUUAUUAAGGCAGAAGCGAUACAUAAAGAGUUAUUUUAUUUAGAAAAUCUACAUGGCGAAAGCUCGAAAACGAAGAUAAAAAUAUUAAUUUCGGAACUAUCUCUUAUGACAAGUCUUAUUUUUAUCCGAAUAAUGGCUGAAAUAAGUGCCAUCGAUCAUGUCGAAAAGUAUCGGCUUAAAGUACAAUACAUUGAAGAAGAUGUCAAAAUGUUUGAUAAGUUGCUAAGUGUGUAUUAUAUACAUGGUGUUAUUUCUGGGACAGUAAGUGAAAGUAGGAAUAUAGAUACGCCUUCCCAAGUAACUCUAGAUUGUUAUAAAGAGGGUACGGAAAAUAGAGAGAAAUUAAAGAAAGUGCAUCCCUAUUGUAAGGUUUUGAUGGAAUUAAAGGAGAAAACCGCUCAAAGAGUGCAAAAAUAUGCCUCUGGCAACACUUUUAGACCUAAGGAACCAUCUUAUGGCAGCUUUGUUCAGGAUUGUAAACAUUUUACGAAAUCAGUUUUAUCCGACAAAACGAUUACUACUAUGUCUGCUAACUUGAUAUCUACUUGCAAUAAAUUGUAUGACGCUCUUGAAGCUAAUAAAUAUGAUAAAGCGAUCAUACAAAAUGCUAAAACAGUUUUGAAGGAGAACUCUUCUUGGAUUUAUUCGGCGAAAUCGUUUAGUAAGAAAGUGGCGACAUCUUAUUCUGAAGCGUUUCCGGACUUAGCAAAGCCUUUGGAAAAUUCUUUAUCUCAAAUAAUCUACAGUGUUACAUCUUUAGGUGAUUUAAUAAGAGAAUUAAUAGUGAAGAUAGAACAAGGUCCAUAUUUACGUGACGUUUUAUCGUCGUUACUGUUGUAUCCGAAUGAUAUACUGAAUAGGGAUGCAAGGGAAAAACAUCUUAAUAGAUUUGUUUCGGCGAAUUUCUUGCAAAUGCUAAAUAGAAAUAUUAUUGCGGCUAAUGAUGAUGCUUAUCAAGCUGAGUUGGAAUGCCUUCAGGUGUUAAAAAUGAAUUUAACAGAACUUAGUAUGAAUUGCCAAGCGUUAGAGCAAAUAGAUACAGUGUCUGUGGCUGCUGUGGUAGCAACUCUCAACGCGCUAGUGAACACUUGGGAGAAGCAACGACAGGCGAUUGAGAAGCAAAAGCAAGAUGAAGAAGCCUUAUAUGUUACUAAAUCAAAAUGCGAAGACGAGGACGAAGAAGCGAUGGCGUACGAAGAAAUAAUGGAGAUGUUCCCAUCGUAUUCUGAAUCUGAUUUCUCUGAUUUUAAACCACCAUCUCUAGAACAGAAAAAGAUUAAACCCCCAACAGAGAAUCCAAAACAUUUGAUAACUCCGGACGACAUAUCUCUGAUAUACAAAUGGCACAGCAACUUAGUACGUAACAUGACGAAUGCAGUGUGGUUAACCAGUCCAAAGAAGUUGGUAGGGAACGACGUUGUUAGUUCGCUGCUGUUGAGAUAUCCCACAUUUAGCAAGGUUAUACAGAAUUCGUGGGAAGCUUUAGAUGCUGACUUUGAAGGUGCUAUCGCGCCUAGCUUAUUGGUUCUCGUGUCCCAUAUUAAGGAUAAAGUCGAUGGUGUUGUUGGAAGUAACCAAAAAGUAGACUUCUAUCGGUCAGUCUGGGUGUCUGAAACUAGAGAAUGCCUUCCCUUAUUGCAUAGGGUCAGAGAAAAUGCUAAUGAGUUGUUAGACCAGUGGCCUGACUUUCCUACACUCAAAGAUAUCAUAGUAAUAGUGGAUAGAAUUCUCAGUUUCCCAAUAACUAGCCCCGUUUCACGUUUCCUUACGGGAUUAGAAUUGCUUCGUGAUAAAAUCGAAGAGUGGAACAAAAAUGCACACAAAGGGAACAACAUGAUAGACGUGUCGUUAGCUGUGGGCCAGCAAAUAAUUAAUUGGAGAAAACUCGAAAUGAGCCAUUGGAAAGAGUGCCUUAACAACUUACACCAAAGAAAACAAUCGGAAGCCCACAAAUACUGGUUCUAUAUGUACGCGGUAAUAAACUCCUAUUUAGAUCCAAGUCCUGAUGACUCUGUAUCUUCCACAAAAAUAGUGUCAGUGUUGAAAGACUUCAUGGAGAAGUCCAAUCUGGCUGAAUUUGAAAUAAGAUUGGACAUAGUUUUUGUCUAUCACUGCCAUUUAGUGCAUUUGGAGCGUAGUGAGAGACGAGAUGAACUUCUGUCAAUAUUAUGGAAUACAUACAAUUAUUACGCACAGUUUUCUUCGCAAAUCGCAGCAGUAAUUAAAGAGAAACGCGCGCCGAUUGAGAAGAAAUUACGAGAUUUUGUUAAAAUAUGCUCGUGGGACAGAGAUCUUAGCUACUGGAGUGUUAAGGACACUGUUGAAAAAGCACAUAAAGUGCUCCAUAAACAUACUAAAGACUUUGAGAAAGUUCUAAAAGAAAGUGUAGAAAGUUACCUAGUGGAUACAACGAGCGAGGUGGGCGCCGACCACGUGGGCAUCUGGGACCGGCCCAAGCGCGCCACGCCCGGCGCGGCCGCGGCCGGCGGCGCCUACAUGAUCGACGUGCAGAACCAUAUUGUACUCGCUAGGAAUAUUAAGAAAUACUUAGACCAAUCAGAACAACCGUGCUCAAUAAUAUCAGAAAGUAGUCUGCUGUCCAAAGUGCCAACGUUACUAAAUAAAGCCAAAGUAUUGUGUAAGGAUACGAUUGCAAACAGUGGUUAUCCAGCUUUAGUACAGAGUUUAGAUGACUUUGUGACACUUGUGAUUGAGACCAGCGCUCAUCUGGGAUCGUUAGAGGCGGAAGCAUCAGCGGAGAAAGAAAAACAAAAAUCUCAAGCGAAGAAUAUAAUUCAACAAAAACGUAAAGCUCUCGCAGAUCUAUUCAAGUAUUUGGCGAAAAUGGGACUCAAUUACAGGACAGGUUUGGUGAUACUCUCAGCGUCGGAAGAAUUGUAUGACUUUACCAUACCGCCAAUCGAUUUGGACGCAGCUAUGAGCUAUUUGAAGAGCAGGCGAUGUGACCAAACAUUACUCAUGCUGUGGUCGGGGUGUGAGAAGUACUUCCAGAAGAACAUUGCUCGCCACAGACUCUUUAGUGGUGCGUUACAAUCACCGCACAGCGACCUCGGUAUACAAAACAUUGAGAGAUGCAAGGGUUUUGCUGCACAAUUGUUGAAAUUAACAAACACUCAAAAGAAAUCAAUAUCCAAAUACACAAACUACAUAUGUGCAUUGCGUACAGUGACUACGAACCUCACUAACGCUCUUGAAGCAGACACUUGUAGUACUAAUAUUACUACUUUGAAAAAUAAACUGGACAUUUUAGUCAAAUGCUACGCGCAAAGUAGCAUCUUACUCGAUCAAUUUUGUAUUGUCCUUAAGUCCAUACCUGAAAAAGGUAUGAAUUCUAAUUUGGGGCCAGAAUUUGAUAUUGUUUUAUCCGACUCGCCCAUAGCGCGAUGUUUCAAAGAUAGCGACGAAUGGAAAGAACUAUAUAAGAAAGUCAAAGCCAUUAUAACCCAAGUCGAUAAACAAAAGGCGGCCCUAACUAAAUUAGUAAAAUCCAACCCCAAACAAUUCGGUAACGUAAUCGAUUUACCAAACGUUUCACAAACUCAUAUCGAUAUUGUUGAAGAUGCUAAGAGUAAUCUACAAACGAUAAUCGAGAAGAGUGAGGUGAUUUUACAAGAAUAUAGUUUUAGAUUAAAGACAAAAAUUAUUGACGGUUUCCUCCCACAACAUCCAUUACUGCGCAGUAUUGAAAAUUUAGUGAAAUAUCUAAAAGAAACUCUAAAAGACCUAAAUAAACUAGACGAGUCUAACGACCAAGAAAUGGAUGAAAAGCCAUCCAAUACAAUAAUUGCCCAAGCAGAAGACAUCGUAGCGACAAUGUUACUAAUGAUCCAGUCACUUUAUAAAAAACAUCUACGCGCAAAUAAAAGUAUGGAAAAUAUCGAUGUUUUAAAUGCAAUAGACGAAAUAAUCGAUGAAUGUGGAAAAGAGAAAGAAGAAUCUAAAGAAAUUUUAGAAGAUAAACAUUUGAAGGAACUCUUACAAGACAGUAUAACAACAGAUUCAAAAUUAUUACAAUUGGAUACAUUGAUUAGUAAAAUGCGUUCAUUAUUAAUCGAUUAUGUCGAUUUUAUCGCGUUUAGAUCUGACAUAGAUGGAGUAAGGACAGCAGUGAUGAGAGUGGUGCCAAUAUUAGAGCAAGUUGUGCUCUUUGUUCAAUACUUCGUAUCGCAAAAGGUUGCCGUACACAGAGUAUCUUGUAAGAUGUUGUCGGUGUUGUUGAAGAUAUUCUCAGAUCUUGCUACUAAAGGGUUCUGUAAACCAUCUGACCUCGAUAUGGAAGGCGAAGGUGAGGGCGGUCCGGGAAAGCUUUCUGGAGGAAUGGGUCUCGGUGAGGGAGAGGGGCAAAAGGAUGUCUCUGAAAGAAUCGAGAAUCAAGAUCAAUUAGACGACGCUCAUCGGCCGGGCGAAGAGAAGAAUGAAGAAGAUCGCGACUGCAAGGAAGAAGAGAAGGGAGUUAAUAUGACAGACGACUUUGACUCACACUUGCAAGAUGUGGAACGAAAAGAAGAUGAAGAAUCAGAUCAAGAAGACGAUAAAGACGAUGCGGAUAAACAGAUGGGUGAUACAGAUAAUGCAGCUGAAAAGCUAGACCAACAAAUAUGGGGCUCAGAAGACGAAGAAGACAUGGAAGAAGAUGGUAAAAAAGAUAAAGAAGAGAAGGGAAAAGGUGAAAGUACAGGAGAGAAAGAGAUGGCUGCGAAGGAGCAGGAACAAGGAACUGAUGACGGGAAUGAGGGGAAAGAGAAACAAAAGAAAAAGGAUAUCAAUGAAAUGGAAGAGCCUGAAAUUGAUGAUGAUCAUAUUGAUCCUUACCACGGUAAUCAACAACAACUCCCCGAACCAGAAGAUUUUGAACUGCCCGACAACAUGGAUAUGGACGGCGAGGAUGGAGAUGAUGAUAAGGAUGGUGAAACGGAAACAGAAAAUCCAUUCGAAAUAGAUGCAAUGAAAGAAACAAUACCAGAAGAAGAACCCAAAGAGAAAGAAAAAAAGGGCAAUAAAGACGGUCUAGAAGUUUCCAGUGACGAAGAAGAUGGAGGAGACGAUAAAGAACAGAACAAAGAGGGCGCAGAAGAAAUAGAAGAAGACAAAAUUGACUCAAAUGAUGCUGAUGCUGAACAAAAUGAAGAGGAUACUAACAACGAUGAAAAAGAUAAAGACCAAGCAGAUACUAAUCCAGAAACCGAACCCGAAGGCGAACCGGAAACUGCAUUAGAAUCAGAAGAACAAAAACCAGAAGAAAAAGAAGAUGAAAACUUGCCCAAGAAUCCUGAAAAUAUAAAUAAUGAAGAAGUAGAAGAAAAACCACACGAGGCCAAUCCACAAGCAAAUCCGUCGAAUGAAGAUCCUUCUGCAGAAGACAAGGUGGAAAAUGCAGAAAUGGAAAGAGGAACAAAUGAUAACGUUGAGACGAACACUGAACAGACCAAAGAUGAGGAUGCUGCGCCAUACGAACAAAUGCAAGAACAAGUAGGUGAAGAUAUCCAAUCGACGGGACGCUCAGAGCUCGACAAGAGUGACAAAGGGCACCGUGGUGAGAAGCAACCAGCUAGAGCAGAACGUGCGAGAGACGAACAAAAGCAGUUUGAGAAUAAACCUGGGAAGACAGAUCAGGAACGGACCCUUGGUGAUGUUAACGAAAAGAAACAUAAGAAGGCGCACACACUGAACACUGAGCAAGAGGAGUCGGAGGAGGUCGGGGAGGCGCAGGAACAAGAGCAAGAGGCCGACGCGUACCAACAUGUGAAGCAAGCGGGGAAGGAUGAUAUGCAAGUUGUCGAUGCAGCGACAAAAGAACAAGCUGAUGAGCAACCAACUCUGCAGCAAGAAGAAGAUGAGGAAGCAGAGAAAAUGAAAGAAGACGAAGAAGUAGCUAUGGACGUAGAUGAUGAUGAUAUACAGGUAGAAAAAUCUGAAGAUCUAAAACCAGAGAAAAUGAAAGAAGGCACAGAUAAAGAUCAAGAUAAAAGUGGCAACAAGAAAGAUGGCGGUGACGAAACCACCGGUGAGACUGGUAUUGAAGUGGAGGGAGAUACCGUGUUAACUGCGACCGUGUCUAGAGGACGCGACACCACUUAUCAUACUAAGCUCGAAGACACUCAACAUACGGACAACAUAACAGUGGAAGAGUACAUAAGCAUACGUCAGUGGAUGGAGCGGGGCGCGGGCGGGGGCGGGACGGGCGCGGGGGGCGGGCGCGCGGCGGCGGCGUGGCGCAGUGCGUGGCGCGACUGCGCGGGGGACGCACGUGCUCUGUGCGAGCGGCUGCGGCUCGUGCUCGAGCCUACCGCGCGCUCGCGGCGUGCGGGCGACUUUCGCACGGGUCGCGCUAUCAACAUGCGCCGUGUGAUCCCCUACAUCGCGUCGCACUUCCGCAAGGACCGCAUCUGGCUGCGACGCACCAAGCCCGCCAAGAGGGACUACAAGAUAGCAAUCGCCAUAGACGACUCCAGCUCCAUGUCCGACAAUAGGAGUAAGGAGCUGGCUUUUGAGAGCCUGGCUUUGGUGUCGCAGGCACUAAAUCUCCUCGAAUCUGGAGACUUAGCAGUAUUAAGUUUCGGUGAAAAACCGAACCUCUUGCAUCCAUUCACUGAACAGUUCUCUGAACAUUCCGGCGCGAAGAUCCUAGAACAAUUACGUUUUGAACAAAACAAGACAAAAAUAGCUCAAUUAUUAGACUUUUGUACGGUUAUGUUCGAUCAGCAAUCUAUAAGAAGUGAUGCUUUGAACGCUAAAUUACUGGUUAUAGUUAGUGAUGGGAGAGGGAUUUUCUCCGAAGGAGAAACGAGGGUGUUGCAAGCGGUCAGGCGAGCGAGACAGCAAGGCAUAUUUUUGGUUUAUGUUAUCAUUGAUAACCCGGAUAAUAAGGAUUCCAUAAUGGAUAUAAGGCGCCCUGUACUUGAUCCUACAACAAAUUCUCUCUCCGGCUUCGUACCAUACUUGGAUACGUUCCCGUUCCCUUUCUACCUCAUCCUACGGGAUAUGUCAGCGCUGCCAAAUGUACUGGGAGAUGCUUUGAGACAAUGGUUUGAACUAGCCGCUAACACUUCU